Molecule: messenger RNA, 774 nt
Organism: Rhopilema esculentum
Lineage: Eukaryota; Metazoa; Cnidaria; Scyphozoa; Rhizostomeae; Rhizostomatidae
Product: ubiquitin-conjugating enzyme E2 G1
Source: RefSeq, a predicted model, not a curated record
CACUGAGGAUGAAAUGAGCUGCAUGAAGAAAGCUCCACAUGAAAAGUUGGCAUGCAGUAAUAUCGAGGAAGCUGGCUCGUUGUGGCGACAUAAGCAGAUCAAUUAGUAUUAGAUGGAAAACAGCAAACAAGCGAGACUUCUUCUUAAAAAACAAUUGGCAGACCUGAACAAGAAUCCAGUCGAUGGGUUUUCAGCUGGGCUCAUUGAUGAUGAUAAUCUUUUUCAAUGGGAAGUCAUGGUCCUAGGGCCUCCGGAGACCUUCUAUGAAGGAGGUUUCUUUAAAGCCCAUUUGAUAUUUCCACCGGAAUACCCGCAAAAGCCACCGAAAAUGAAAUUUGUUGUCGAUUUCUGGCAUCCAAAUGUUUCAAAAGAGGGCGAUGUGUGCAUAUCUAUACUUCAUGAACCCGGAGAGGACAAAUAUGGCUACGAGAAGCCCGAAGAAAGAUGGCUGCCCGUUCACACGGUGGAGACAAUUCUUUUAAGUGUGAUUUCAAUGAUUGCUGAUCCAAACGACGAGUCUCCUGCCAAUGUCGACGCUGCAAAAGAAUGGCGAAAAGACUACAAUGGAGCAUUCAAGAAGAACGUGCGCAAGUGUGUGAGAAAAAGCCAAGAAUGUUUAUGAAUGGUAGACGGUAAAAAGUCAUUCGUUUAUUUUGCCAUUUGUAAUUCCUAAUUAUUGUAAAAAGUUUUCUAAUUCCUCUGUAACUCCGUAAGUGUAAAACUAUUCUUGAAAAUAGGAAGACAUGUACAACUCGUUUUAAUUACUUGUAAUAA